CGUGUUAUAGGAAAACCAAAAGGUCUCCUUUGCCAUGGGUACGCUACAAAAGGUUUAUCUGGUAUUAUUAUGCACACGUCUCUAUAAGCCAAUCUUGGGAAAUCAAAGGUCACCCUAUUCACUUUAUAAACCCCUACCAUUACAAAGAUUUCUCAGUGGUUCGUCGGACAGAAGUUGGAACAGCAAUGACGGGAAACAACAUAUCAUCAUCUAGUGAAGAUGUAAAUAAAUGGGAAAGAGAAAUAGCACCAUCCCAUUACAUGCUGCGUAUUGAUUCAUUCUCCAAACUUACUAAAAUGCUGUUGGAAGGCAGACUACAGUAUUUCAAGUCCAAAACUUUUGAUGCUAGUGGCUUAAAAUGGAAUUUCUUGGUCUAUCCUAAUGGGGAUGAAAAGAGUAAUAGUACAGGACACAUCUCAGUGUCGGUGUGUAUUGAAGAUACAGCUGCAUUGCCCAAGAGUUGGGCGAAAUAUGCUGAUUUGAAGUUUUUUAUACAUGAUCAAGUGCGCCAAAAAUACUCCGUCUUUCAAGUUGGAGGAGCGAGCAGCUUACAUGACUUUCAUAGCCUGAAAACAGAAUGGGGUAUCACCAAAUUGGUUUCUCGUUAUGUAUUUGAUGAUGCUGCCAAUGGAUAUCUUGUCAAUGACAAAUGUGUUUUUGGUGUUGAGGUUUUUUUGCUUGAUUCUAAUUUUGCCGAAGAAUGUUUGAGUCUGUGUGUGGAAGUUGAUAAGACUUUUACUUGGAUUGUAACGGACUACAACAACUUGGGAAGUGAAGUUCAUUAUUCUUAUGAAUUUCCUGUGGCCUCCUUCAAAUGGCAAUUAUUACUUUAUCCUUUAGGAAAUGGAGAAUUUAGUGGGACACAUCUCUCACUAUUUUUGGGGCUUGUUGAUGAAAAAAUUGCUUGCUCUAAAUUGCUUGUACAUUGCAUGUUAUGUGUUAGAAAUCAAAAGUCGGGGAAACAUCAAGAGAAGCAAAAUUGUAAGUGCUUUGCUCCUGGAUAUUCAAGCUGGGGCUGGGCAUUCUCUAUGUAUCCCAAUGGUGUUGGCCCUAAUAAAGGGCACAUUUCUGUGUUUUUGUGUAUUCAAAACACAAGAGAUAAAGUAAACAAGUUUCAUUAUUUGAAACAAGAAUGUGGUAUCUCGAAUUUGGUCCCUCGCUGUGAGUUUGAUGAUGCUGCAAAUGGGUAUCUUGUUGAUGAUAUAUGUGUUUUUGGUGUUGAAGUUUUUGUGCUGCACUCUAAAUUUGUCAAACAACCUUCCUUCAAAUGGAAAGUGUUACUCUAUCCUCUUGGAGUAGGGAGUAAGCGUCCCGAUGGGUUAAACCUUGGUUUGUAUUUGACGCUUGUUGAUCCAGGAGCUACCCCCAACGCACUGCUUGUACAUUUUAUGUUAUCUAUAAGGAAUCAGGGGAAAUAUGGGAAGCAUCAAAUUGUUCUUGUUUUUCUACUUCUGGAUUUCUUGGUUGGGGCUGGGGUUCGUAAGUUCGUUUAUACCGCUGGCUGA
Messenger RNA from Ipomoea nil (Japanese morning glory), 1505 nucleotides. RefSeq lists its product as uncharacterized. Gene Ontology annotation, molecular function: protein binding. The record is from RefSeq and is a predicted model, not a curated record. The transcript is spliced from 11 exons. Bases 186 to 1505 code for a protein of 439 amino acids. Lineage: Eukaryota; Viridiplantae; Streptophyta; Magnoliopsida; Solanales; Convolvulaceae.